Vespula vulgaris is the source of this 2844-nucleotide messenger RNA. RefSeq names its product BTB/POZ domain-containing protein 17-like (gene Tango10). Gene Ontology annotation, molecular function: protein binding. NCBI's taxonomy places the organism in Eukaryota, Metazoa, Arthropoda, Insecta, Hymenoptera, Vespidae. The transcript has 4 exons. The coding region runs from base 322 to 1845 and encodes 507 amino acids. The record is from RefSeq and is a predicted model, not a curated record.
UUCUGAACAAAUUCUUUUCAAGUAAUUAUGUGGUGCCUGUUAUACCGUUUGUAAUUGUAAAGUUGUCGAAUAACGACGUUAUAUUUUAUAAGAAAGACAAAAUAAAUAUAACGGAAAAUAAUUUUUAAAAAAGGACAUAAGAAAAAACUGAUUGGACAUCAAAGAUAAAGAUAUUGACAUGAUGCGUUUAAAUUGAAAGACAAUGCAGUCAAAUGAUGUGAACACAUCACAUGGAAGAAAAGAUUUGUUUCAUUGAUUUAAAUAUUGUACAAUAUAAAAAAUAAUAGCAAAAACUAAAUAACAGUGAGGAGACAUGUGCAGAUGUUACGUAGUACAUUUAGGUGGAUGACAGGUUCUUCAAAUAUGGAUGCAAUUAAAGAUAAUGACAGUCUCACUAUUAGUGAGAUUAAGGACGAAUCUGAAGGUUCUGAUUCCAUAGAGGUGGACAAUUCAAGAACAGUUUUAUUAAAGAUAGCUACGUUAUAUGCCGAACGUCUUAUGAAUGACAUCUGUUUGGUUGUUGAUGGAGUAGAAUACCCAGCACAUCGUCUUAUUCUUUGUGCUUCUAGUGAUGUUUUUCAAGUAAUGUUAAUGAGUCCACAAUGGAGCGAAUCUCAAGAAAGUAGGGUAACGUUACAAGAAACUCCUCAGUGUGCACCUAUAUUUAGUGAAUUUUUGCGAUACUUUUAUACUGGUCAGAUAAGAAUUAAUCAUGGAGUUGUUCUCCCAAUUUUAUCAUUAGCAGAUAAGUAUAAUGUUAAAGAUUUAAUAUCGUUGUGCCUUGACUACAUGCAAGAUCAUAUUGCUUUGGCUGCUAUACAUGGUACAUUAGUAUCAUGGUUACAAUAUACUUCUAAUUGUGGUCACCACGAUAUUACUCAAUCAUGCCAAAAUUUUAUUAAAUGGAAUUUAGAAUUAGUGGCCAAAACUUCAGAUUUUGGAAAUUUUGAUUUGGACAUCUUAGUGUCAUUGUUACAUCAAAGUAGUUUAGUUAUAAAAGAUGAGAUGACACUUUACAAGUGCCUGGAAUCAUGGUUAGAUCAUCAGACAAACAGAUUAAAAACUCAGUUAUUGCCUGAUGAAUUGGAAGCCACAUUAAAACAAUUAGUGGUUGCUGUUAUGUCACCUGUUAGAUUUCCUAUGAUGUCUCCACGACAAUUAGCAGAAUUACUUUUAUCACCCUUAACGAAAAAGUACAAAGAAUUUUUUGUAGAACGUAUGUCCAUUGGAAUGUCCUUUCAUUCUGGACAAAUUGAGAGGGUGAAAGAAGUUUGUUUAAAUGAAGAAGAUGGAGCAUUGUUAUUUGAACCAAGGCUUUACACAGUGGAUACAUGUAGUUCUUUACUUACAAUAGAAAAUUUUCAUGGAUUGCCUUCUUAUCAUACAAGAACGCUUGUGUUCUCCAGCCAUUCCUGUCUGGCAGAAUAUGCUGGUGAUAAGGCAUGUGAAUGGGUUGUAGAUAUUUAUCCAAAAGGUGUUUGGUUUAAAAAGUUUUUUCUUAUAGUUUGGCAAGGCACUGUAGAAAUGCCUGAACAUGUUAAACGUUCUGUUAGAUUGUCUUUAACUUGUAAGGAACCUCCAGUUAAUAGUGAUACUGAUAUGAGAGUAAAGAUAGGUGUUCUAAUAUACGGACUCCAAGAUGGAGUUGAACAUAUUGCAAGAGUGACGGAAAUUAUACAUAGAUUUAGUAAAAAAGAACGAGUUCUCAAUCUGGAUGAUUUAUUACCAUUCGAAGAACUUAAUCCACAACAAGGUUCUGUAACAGAAAAUACAGUAUCUCCAUUCCUAGUUGGGCCCAAUAAAGAUAUACUUAAAUUGCACAUAGUUAUCUCUCCAGCCAAUUAAUAUAUAAAUAUAGAUAUUCUAUUGUACUAAAUACGUACGAGAAAACAAGAAAGAAAUAAUGUUUUUCCUCCUCUUUCUAGGUAAAUAUGUUUUUGAUAUUAUCCAUAUAUUUUUUCUUUAUAAAUUCAAUUUCUUAAUCCAUGCUAUUAAUUGUUGUGGAUGACUAAUAACUGAUGACACAUUAAAAAUAUGAUAUUAAAUGUGCAGUUAGUUAUAUCUUUAAAUUACUAUAACAGAUCAUUUUUGUGUGCUACUAGAAUAAUACAUGAAUUGAUUUGCUUUCUUGAAACAUUAUCUUAUGUUGCAUAACGUAAACAAAUGAAUUUUUUAAAAAUAUGUUAUUAGUAAAAUAUAUAAUUUGUGCAAUCAUUUGUAUCUAUUUUAUCUAUGCAUAAUAAUUUGUGUAUUAUGUAUAGUAAACAGAUACAUGUUGAAGUAUAUAUAUACAUUGAUCUAAAUUUAAAUUUCUUGUUUUAGAAUAUGAUCUUAUAUUUGACUAUAAUAUUGAAAAAAAAAAGACCAAGAAGAGAAAUAAUUGCAUAAUUUAAAACUAAGUUUAUUAUGCGAUUCAAUCUUGUUAAUCCAGUAUCAAAAAAUUUUUUAUUAGAAAUGAAAAUAUUAUCGAUGUAUAUAUAACUCUAUUAAUAAAUAAAAAAACAAUUUUUAGGUCAUUCUUCAGAGCAUUGUGUAAGUUACUUCAAUGUGAGAAGUAGUAUAAGACAUUAAAUCUCUGAUUGUUAUUGAAUGUUGAAUUAUAUAAUUAACUUCUUAACAGGUAUUCCGUAUUCUUCAUUCCCACUUUUUAUGAUAAGACAUUUAUUGAGUUACAUAUGGAUAUAUCUUACGAAUGGAUAAACAUAAUAAGAUCAAAUGCAAAUUCACAUAAUUAGAAAUUUUCGAUUUUUUAUGUAACACUCCUAUAGCUUUAUAAAUAAUUUUAGUUGAAAUGUCUAUGUAGCCAACUGCCUAAAAGAAAAUAAAUCAUAUUUAUAAAAUCAA